Messenger RNA from Anoplophora glabripennis (Asian longhorned beetle), 1798 nucleotides. Its product is annotated as cytochrome P450 307a1-like. The transcript is spliced from 2 exons. The record is from RefSeq and is a predicted model, not a curated record. Bases 38 to 1504 code for a protein of 488 amino acids. NCBI's taxonomy places the organism in Eukaryota, Metazoa, Arthropoda, Insecta, Coleoptera, Cerambycidae. Gene Ontology annotation, molecular function: iron ion binding; oxidoreductase activity, acting on paired donors, with incorporation or reduction of molecular oxygen; heme binding.
CGUCUGCUCACAUUGAACGGUUGUGCUCUCUGCGGACAUGCUCGCGCUCGUCUCUCUGUGUAUCGUGGUCGUCGUGUGGUGGUUAGCUACAGCCCGCAGGGACUCCAAGAGCCUCCCGGGUCCCCGUCCGUGGCCGAUCAUAGGAAGCCUUCACGUACUCGGCGGCUACAAGUCACCGUUCGAGGCCUUCACCGCACUGAGCAAAGUCUACGGUGACAUCUUCGGCAUCAGCCUGGGGCCAGCUCAGUGCGUGGUCGUCAACAAUUUCCGCCUCAUCAAGGAGGUCCUCAUCAACAAGGGCGGCGAUUUCGGCGGCAGGCCCGACUUCCUCAGGUACCACAAGCUCUUCGGGGGAGACAGGAACAAUUCACUCGCCCUCUGCGACUGGUCGGCGUUGCAGAAGACGCGACGCAGCAUCGCGAAAAGCUACUGCUCCCCCAGAUUCACUUCGCUCCAGUACGACAGGGUGAACGAGGUCGGAGCCGACGAGCUGGAGGUGUUCCUGGCCAAGCUGCAGAAACUACCCCAGAACACGCCGAUCGACAUCAAGCCGUUGAUUUUGGGCACCUGCGCCAACAUGUUCACGCAGUACAUGUGCUCGACCAGGUUCGCCUACGACGAUCCCGAGUUCAGGAAGAUUGUCAGGUAUUUCGACGAAAUAUUCUGGGAAAUUAACCAGGGGUACGCUGUGGACUUCCUGCCUUGGUUGCUGCCCAUCUACCAGGGGCACAUGAAGAAGCUGUCGCACUGGGCCGCCGAGAUCCGUCAGUUCAUCCUUAGUAGGAUCAUAGACAAGCACAGGGCCACGCUGGACAUAAACUCUCCACCCAAAGACUUCACGGACGCGUUGCUGAUACACUUGGAGGAAGAUCCCAACAUGAACUGGCAGCACAUCAUAUUCGAACUGGAGGAUUUCAUCGGCGGACACUCGGCCAUAGGAAAUUUAGUCAUGAUAACCCUAGCAUCCGUAGUAAAAUACCCCGAGGUUGCCGAGCACAUCCAGAAGGAAGUGGACGCCGUGACGAAGGGAAAGCGAAGCCCGAAUCUGUUCGACAAAGCUAACAUGCCCUACACAGAAGCCACGCUCUGGGAGGCACUGAGGAAAGCGUCUUCGCCGAUAGUGCCCCACGUCGCCACCACGGACACCGAAAUCGACGGGUACAAGAUCGAGAAGGGCACCAUGGUAUUCUUGAACAACUACGAGCUGAACGUGGGGGAGGACUAUUGGAACAACCCGGAAAAAUUCAUGCCAGAAAGAUUCCUGACGCAUUCCGGGCGAGUCACGAAACCGGGUCACUUCAUCCCCUUCAGCACGGGAAAGAGGACUUGCAUCGGCCAGAGGCUCGUCCAAUGCUUCAGUUUUAUUAUCCUGGCGACCAUCCUGCAACACUACGACGUAAGUGCUGGGAGUGAGAUGGAAAUGAAGCCGGGGUGUGUCGCCGUGCCGCCCGAUUGCUUCAAACUCGUGUUAACGCCUCGGAAAACACCACCGACAUCGGGUUAGUUAGAGAGAUCUCUUAGUUACGCUUCCGUCCUCGCAAAAUAGUCUCCGUUCUGUCUGGUAGUGGACACUGGUAGGUCCACUGUGUACUUGCCGAACGCGGAAACGCGACCAGCCGGCUGUCAGGCCUAACAUCACCAUUUCCCACUUACUUUGUUAUCAUUACUAUCAUGCAUUGUAUAUAUUUCAUGUGAAUUUAAUGUAAAAAUAUUUUAGUAAUUAAUUUAUCUUUAAUAUAGUCUCCCCAGUGUUAAGUCUAUUAUAAUGAGACUGAUUAAACUGUUUAUUUUUUAUUUA